GGCGCAUGCGUCAGUGUUCCCUCCCGCGGGUCCGUGCGAAAUGGCGGCGGCGGCAGCGGUAGUGGCUUCGCGGGGCUUGGCGAGGCGGUGGCUGCGGCCGUGGCCAGUGGCAUGCCAGGCUCUUGCCCGCAACUUACACUUCACAGCCUAUGGAAAGAAGAAUGCUUCUACAAAGGUUUCCGAUUCGAUUUCUACACAAUACCCAGUAGUGGACCAUGAAUUCGAUGCAGUUGUUGUGGGUGCAGGAGGAGCAGGUCUGCGGGCUGCGUUUGGUUUGUCAGAAGCUGGAUUUAAUACAGCAUGUAUUACAAAGCUGUUUCCCACCAGAUCUCAUACUGUUGCCGCACAGGGAGGGAUCAACGCUGCCCUAGGAAACAUGGAAGAUGAUAACUGGAGGUGGCAUUUCUAUGACACAGUGAAAGGGUCUGAUUGGCUGGGUGACCAGGAUGCCAUACACUACAUGACUGAGCAAGCCCCAGCUGCGGUGAUAGAGCUGGAAAACUAUGGGAUGCCAUUCAGCAGAACUGAAGAAGGAAAAAUAUAUCAGCGUGCAUUUGGUGGGCAGAGUCUUCAGUUUGGAAAAGGAGGACAGGCUCACAGAUGCUGCUGUGUGGCAGACAGGACAGGACAUUCACUGUUACAUACUCUGUAUGGCAGGUCUCUAAGAUAUGACACAAGCUACUUUGUUGAAUAUUUCGCCUUGGACCUACUUAUGGAAAAUGGAGAAUGUCGUGGUGUUAUUGCCCUCUGCAUAGAAGAUGGCACUAUACAUCGUUUUAGAGCGAAGAACACUGUCAUUGCCACGGGUGGGUACGGCCGCACUUACUUCAGCUGUACAUCUGCUCAUACUAGUACGGGUGAUGGCACUGCUAUGGUCACGCGAGCUGGUCUUCCUUGCCAGGACUUAGAAUUUGUACAGUUUCACCCUACAGGUAUCUAUGGAGCUGGCUGCCUUAUAACAGAAGGAUGUCGUGGAGAGGGAGGUAUUCUAAUUAACAGUCAAGGCGAAAGAUUUAUGGAGAGAUAUGCACCUGUUGCUAAGGAUCUGGCUUCCAGGGAUGUAGUGUCUCGUUCCAUGACCAUAGAAAUCCGUGAAGGAAGGGGUUGUGGCCCUGAAAAAGACCAUGUAUACCUGCAGUUGCACCAUUUGCCACCACAGCAGCUAGCAACCCGUCUCCCAGGAAUUUCAGAAACAGCUAUGAUAUUUGCUGGCGUUGAUGUCACUAAAGAGCCUAUUCCUGUUCUGCCUACUGUCCAUUAUAAUAUGGGAGGUAUUCCUACAAACUACAAGGGACAAGUGAUUACACAUGUGAAUGGUGAGGAUAAAGUGGUACCUGGUUUAUAUGCUUGUGGAGAAGCAGCCUCUGCAUCUGUCCAUGGUGCAAAUCGACUUGGAGCAAACUCACUUCUGGAUUUGGUGGUCUUUGGUCGUGCUUGUGCUCUUACUAUUGCGAACACAUCCAAGCCUGGAGAGACAGUUCCCUCUAUUAAACCAAACGCUGGUGAAGAGUCGGUUGCUAACCUUGACAAAUUAAGAUUUGCUAACGGAACCAUAAGGACUUCAGAAGUGCGACUUAACAUGCAGAAGGCAAUGCAAAGCCAUGCUGCUGUGUUUCGUACUGGUUCUGUACUCCAAGAAGGCUGUGAAAAAGUUAGCCAAAUUUAUAGUGAUCUGGCUCAUCUAAAGACAUUUGACAGAGGUAUUGUGUGGAACACUGACUUGGUGGAGACCCUUGAACUGCAAAACCUGAUGCUUUGUGCUCUACAAACCAUUUAUGGUGCUGAGGCCCGCAAGGAGUCCCGGGGUGCUCAUGCCAGAGAGGACUAUAAGUUGCGUGUAGAUGAGUUUGACUACUCUAAGCCACUCCAAGGCCAGCAGCGGAAGCCAUUUGAAGAGCACUGGAGAAAGCACACCCUUUCUUAUGUGGAUAUCCCAUCUGGGAAGGUGACCUUGAAAUACAGACCUGUGAUUGACAGAACUCUGAAUGAACAAGACUGCUCAACUGUCCCCCCUGCUAUUCGCUCAUACUAGUAACUUAAAGUUAACUGGCAGCCCUCUCCCAGAGGCGGUUAGUGUAUGUAAGCAUAGCACAAGCAAAUCAAAAUAGUAUUGUCACUAUCAAUUAAUGGAAAAUGUUGACUAAACUUGUCUCCAGCUUGUAUUCUGCUGUGGCUUACUGUACAGUUAUGAAAAUGGAAUACAGGACAGCUUAUGUUCUUUCACCCAUCUGUUAAAACUGACAGGGAAAACACAAAAUGUGUCUAAAUAAAGUGAUGAGAAGUCUUGUAUUUGUAUUUGUUUGAAUGUUAUGUAUAUAAUUACCAUGCUUUUAUUUUGGAUGUAUAGUUAUAUUUCCAUAUUUUAAGGACAAGAAAUGCAUUGCAGUAUUUUUGGACAAGAUUGAGAUGCUGAAUUUUAUGAAUGGGGACUUAAAGUCAAGCAUCAUAAUUGCUGAUGUAAGUAACAUGAAAGAAAAUGAUGCACAAGUAGUUACAACUUUGUUUUUUCCAAAGCUAAAAUUGUAAAAAUUGUCAUAAUGUUGCCCUGUUGAAGAAAACAAGAUACUUCUACUCCACUUACAUUCACCAUGAACAGAAUUUAAUCUUUAAUAGCUGAUCUCUACUCUCUCUGGAACUUCUGAAGCUGUUUUUGUGGCACGUUCUGUGUGUGUGUUUCCUAGAUUGUAUUUUCUCUCAAAGGAACCAAGAGGCACUGUUGCAGAAGACUUACAGAAGCUUAUUAAAGCUUCCCAAAUCUGAAGUAUGUUUUAGUGCCAAGAUGUAACUCGUAAGGUGUCAAUAGAGCAGUUGCUAGCAGCGUUUCUGUGAAUAACUCCCAGUUCUUGGAGGACUGAAUUGUAACUAUGCACACUCAGUUGAAUGAAGUGUUUUGUAAUUUUUGACAUUUCUCAACUGUUGAAUGUUAAUUGUUUUGGGGAAAAAAGUUAAUGUUGGAAUGGGGCUGGGGGUGGUUGGAAAAAAAGAAUAUACCAUGUUUCACUCCUGUAGUGUUUUUGUAUCUUGUGCAAGGGUGGUGAGACUGGCCUGGGAGAAGUGUAGAACAUUACCUUUGUGUAGACAAGAUGGGAAAUGGGGACUACAUCCUGACUUGGCUUAUUUUUUAUAGCAAGAGGCCUGACUAUUGUAAAGGAGAGAGGAAAUAACAUUUCAUACGUAUUGCAAUAAACCAAUGUUGUACCGUUA
Messenger RNA from Strigops habroptila (Kakapo), 3204 nucleotides. It is a transcript of the gene SDHA, whose product is annotated as succinate dehydrogenase complex flavoprotein subunit A. Gene Ontology annotation, biological process: tricarboxylic acid cycle; mitochondrial electron transport, succinate to ubiquinone. The transcript has 15 exons. The record is from RefSeq and is a predicted model, not a curated record. Gene Ontology annotation, molecular function: succinate dehydrogenase (quinone) activity; flavin adenine dinucleotide binding; electron transfer activity. Lineage: Eukaryota; Metazoa; Chordata; Aves; Psittaciformes; Psittacidae. The coding region runs from base 41 to 2032 and encodes 663 amino acids.